This is a messenger RNA of Lucilia sericata (common green bottle fly), 645 nucleotides long. RefSeq lists its product as uncharacterized. The record is from RefSeq and is a predicted model, not a curated record. The coding region runs from base 1 to 645 and encodes 214 amino acids. NCBI's taxonomy places the organism in Eukaryota, Metazoa, Arthropoda, Insecta, Diptera, Calliphoridae. The transcript is spliced from 5 exons.
AUGACUGUAAUAGUGCCAUUAUUGGUCUUCCCACGGACAGCGCCCACCAGAAUACAGUGGAUUUCCGGCAUAGGUAUACCUUUGGACAACUUAAAAUAUGAAGCCAUGACAACGGGUUAUGUCCUCAAGGCAGAAUAUUUUCUACCCGAAAAUGUUACCCAAUUAAAAAUUCGAACUGUAAUGCCAUUUCAAAAACGUAGUAUCAGAAAACCCAUAAAAUUGGACAAGUUUUUAUCCACACCGAAAGAAGCGCCCCUACAAAAUAAGGAAGAGUUUUUAAGAAUUAAUAAAAAAGUUGUACUUAGUAGUUAUCGGUGGACUAUAUAUAAAGGGUUAGAGGGAUUGGCACAACGCAUGGGCCUUUCUGGACGCGAUUGCGUUUUGAAAAGUAUUUGUGAGGCUGCCGAGACAAACUUCCAUUAUUAUAAUGGUUUGGUAGCAGAGUUACUGCAUAUUUUAUUAACGCCUUCCUCAUCUGCCGACAAAUUAUCAACUCAUUCGGAUAAUGAAUAUUAUCAUGCAGAACAUUUGGGUCGUUCGGGAGCAAAUUGUCAUAGAGUUUUUAAGUCUUGUUCUCGCUCUCUUUUAGAACAUUUUACAGAUAUACAUCAUUUAUCGGAAGGUGUUAGGAGUAUAUUGGGUUAG